Penaeus monodon (black tiger shrimp) is the source of this 1563-nucleotide messenger RNA. RefSeq lists its product as uncharacterized. NCBI's taxonomy places the organism in Eukaryota, Metazoa, Arthropoda, Malacostraca, Decapoda, Penaeidae. The coding region runs from base 110 to 1144 and encodes 344 amino acids. The record is from RefSeq and is a predicted model, not a curated record. The transcript has a single exon.
GAUUCUUAAUUAUUUAACAAUACUACUGCUUGUUUACCGUAAUUGCCUCAUAUAUCGGAACAAUACACUCGCGGUCGCUUGCUCACUCACUCUCACUUAAGCCGGUGACAUGGCAGCAGGAAGCUCCAACUUUUGUCGUCAGUGUGACAUGGGGUAUGUUCUUUUAUAUAUUAGAGUAAUUUGUAAUUGUAUUGCGUAUAUUUUAUUUGCUCAUAUCAUUACAAUUUUACUGAUAAAUGUUUUUUAUGGUAGGUACGGGCAAUUUUGGCAGCAAUACGGCGGCCACGCCGACCUCUUGCUCGAUCUGUGCCGGUCGCACAAAUUAAUUCAGGCAGCUUUAUCUUGUCCAAAGUGCGGUCAAGAAUGCCGCAUUUGUAAUGAACAUUAUUUUCGGUGCGACAAAUCAAAGAAAGUAAAUAAUAGAACAGUUAGAUGCAAUUUCAAAAAAUCACUUUUUAAGAACACCUGGUUUGAUAACAGUAAGCUCGAUUUUGAGACUAACUUAAAAUUCGUCAAUUUGUAUGUAAGAGAGGCCUUUUCCUACGAAUCUGCACGGAGCGACUUUCAGUUUCCAAACAAGACUAUUUGUGAUUGGGCAAGCUUCUGUCGGGAGGUUUUAAUUUCUUGGUGUUUAGAUAAUGAGUCAGACCAGAUAGGAGGGCCAGGGGAAAUUGUUGAAAUUGAUGAGAGUAAAUUUGGUAAAAGAAAAUAUAACGUUGGUCGACUCAUAGAAGGUCAGUGGGUUUUUGGAGGAGUAUGCCGCAAAAGUAGGAAAUUCUUUUUCGUACCUGUGCAGACGCGUGACUCUCUUACUUUGCUUAAAGUCAUUAAAGAGCGAAUCCACCCAGGGACAAUGGUCAUUAGUGAUUGUUGGAAGGCAUACAACUGUCUUGAAACAGAGGGCUAUCAACAUUUAACUGUGAAUCAUUCAUACAAUUUUGUUGACCCUGACACUAAGGCGCACACCAAUACGAUCGAGCGGAAAUGGAGGGAUGCAAAAGCCAAAGUGCCCCGCUUCGGCAGGAGGAGGUACCACUUUAUUGGGUAUUUGGCUAGGGCCAUUUUUAUGAUGGCCCACCCCGAACAAAAUAAGAGAUUCCAUCAGUUCCUCCUCGCCGCUGCUCGUCUGUACCCCCCACACUGACGGUAUGUGGCAAUAAUUUUUUGUAACGAAAUAGAUGUCUCUGGGCACGAAGUGGUAAGAAAUUGGGGUCCUUAUAGGCGUAUAUAUUACCACAGGGGGUCCAGGGGGCAGAGCCCCCUGGCUGGGGAAUAUAUAUAUCAUAGUGUAUAAAUCCCACAGGGUUAAGGUUAGGUUGGUUUAUUGGUUAGGACGCAUUGUACGAUUACCACAGGGGAUGUGAAUUAUGUGAAAUCCCGUAGAUUUUCCUUUGCCGACGGACGGGUUUUAUUCGCGUAGACUUUUUUGAAAACUGGCGCGUAGGUCCGUAGACUUUCAAUGGUGGCGGGAACGUCCGUAGAGUUUCCUUAGCCGAUUUUAACCGUAUUUUUGUGCUUGUUUACUUCGUUCGUCGGACAAUGUUUGGCUCGGGUUUUCGAAAA